Molecule: messenger RNA, 1997 nt
Organism: Piliocolobus tephrosceles (Ugandan red Colobus)
Lineage: Eukaryota; Metazoa; Chordata; Mammalia; Primates; Cercopithecidae
Product: probable ATP-dependent RNA helicase DDX43
Exons: 1
Coding region: 51-1997 (648 amino acids)
Molecular function (GO): RNA helicase activity; RNA binding; ATP binding
Source: RefSeq, a predicted model, not a curated record
UGGUGCAGAGUCGGACGGCAACGACGUUGGACGCGCCCCUUCUUGGAAGAAUGUCCCACCACGGAGGAACUCCCAAGGCCUCUACAUGGGUCGUUGCUAGUCGGCGAAGCUCGACAGUGUCCCGAGCACCAGAGAGGUGGCCGGUGGAGGAGUUGAAUCGAAGCGGUCCUGAGGGAUAUAGUGUCGGCAGAGGUGGCCGCUGGAGAGACCCCUGUAGGCCCCCGGAGGCCGUGGCCGCUGGUCACGAGGAACCGCCGCUUUGUUUUGCUUUGAAGAACCACUUUGUCGGCGCGGUGAUCGGUCGUGGUGGGUCAAAAAUAAAGAAUAUACAAAGUACAACAAACACCACAAUCCAAAUAAUACAAGAACAACCAGAAUCAUUAGUCAAAAUUUUUGGCAGCAAGGCAAUGCAAACGAAAGCAAAAGCAGUGAUAGAUAAUUUUGUUAAAAAGCUAGAAGAAAAUUACAAUUCAGAAUGUGGAGUUGAUACUGCAUUUCAACCUUCUGUUGGAAAAGAUCGAAGCACAGAUAACAAUGUUGUUGCAGGAGAUCGGCCAUUGAUAGAUUGGGAUCAAAUUAGAGAGGAAGGUUUGAAAUGGCAAAAAACAAAGUGGGCAGAUUUACCACCAAUUAAGAAAAACUUUUAUAAAGAGUCCACUGCCACAAGUGCCAUGUCAAAAGUACAAGCAGAUAGUUGGAGGAAAGAAAAUUUUAAUAUAACAUGGGAUGACUUGAAGGAUGGGGAGAAACGAACUAUCCCCAAUCCUACCUGCACAUUUGAUGACGCCUUUCAAUGUUAUCCUGAGGUUAUGGAAAACAUUAAAAAGGCAGGUUUUCAAAAGCCAACACCUAUUCAGUCACAGGCAUGGCCCAUUGUGUUGCAAGGAAUAGAUCUUAUAGGAGUAGCCCAGACUGGAACAGGAAAGACAUUGUGUUAUUUAAUGCCUGGAUUUAUUCAUCUGGACCUUCAACCCACCCUUAAAGGUCAAAGGAAUAGACCCGGCAUGUUAGUUCUAACUCCCACUCGGGAAUUAGCACUUCAAGUAGAAGGAGAAUGUUGCAAAUAUUCAUAUAAAGGGCUUCGGAGUGUUUGUGUAUAUGGUGGUGGAAAUAGAGAUGAACAAAUAGAAGAGCUUAGAAAAGGUGUAGAUAUCAUAAUUGCAACUCCCGGAAGAUUGAAUGAUCUGCAAAUGAAUAACUUUGUCAAUCUGAAGAAUAUAACCUACUUGGUUUUAGAUGAAGCAGACAAGAUGUUGGACAUGGGAUUUGAACCCCAGAUAAUGAAGAUUUUGUUAGAUGUGCGUCCAGAUAGGCAGAUGGUUAUGACCAGUGCUACAUGGCCUCAUUCAGUUCAUCGCCUCGCACAAUCUUAUUUGAAAGAACCAAUGAUUGUCUAUGUUGGUACAUUGGAUCUAGUUGCUGUAAGUUCAGUGAAGCAAAAUAUAAUUGUAACCACCGAGGAAGAGAAAUGGAGUCACAUGCAUACUUUUCUACAGAAUAUGUCAUCCACAGACAAAGUCAUUGUCUUCGUUUCUCGAAAAGCUGUUGCGGAUCACUUAUCAAGUGACCUAAUACUUGGAAAUAUAUCAAUAGAGUCUCUGCAUGGAGAUAGAGAACAGAGAGAUCGGGAGAAAGCAUUAGAGAACUUUAAAACAGGCAAAGUGAGAAUACUAAUUGCAACUGAUCUAGCCUCUAGAGGACUUGAUGUCCAUGACGUUACACAUGUCUAUAAUUUUGACUUUCCACGGAACAUUGAAGAAUAUGUACACCGAAUAGGGCGCACGGGAAGAGCAGGGAGGACUGGUGUUUCCAUUACAACUUUGACUAGAAAUGAUUGGAGGGUUGCCUCUGAAUUGAUUAAUAUUCUGGAAAGAGCAAAUCAGAGUAUUCCAGAGGAGCUUGUGUCAAUGGCUGAGAGGUUUAAGGCACAUCAACAGAAAAGGGAAAUGGAAAGAAAAAUGGAAAGACCUCAAGGAAGGCCCAGGAAGUUUCAUUAA